Molecule: messenger RNA, 824 nt
Organism: Gossypium raimondii (Peruvian cotton)
Lineage: Eukaryota; Viridiplantae; Streptophyta; Magnoliopsida; Malvales; Malvaceae
Exons: 2
Coding region: 105-824 (239 amino acids)
Source: RefSeq, a predicted model, not a curated record
AACCUCAAUUGAAAAAUAAGUGGGAUACAUUAAAAAAGGAAUGGAGGUUAUGGAGGGAGUUGCUUAAGGAAUCUACAGGUAUUGGAUGGUGUCCAUCUAAAAAGAUGGUCGAUGCUACCGAAGAAUGGUGGGCUGCAAAAAUACAGGAAAAUCCUGAUUUUAAAGGAUUUAAGAAGAAAGGAAUUGAACCACGAUUGAAUGAGUUAAUGUGGCAAAUGUUUGCUGGCAUUGUAGCCACUGGAGAGAACGCAUGGGCACCUUCGUCUGGUGUUCUUCCAAGUGGAGUUCCUAUGGGAGAUGAUUCACCUAAUGAGGGUUUUGGUGAUUCAGAUGAACAUAGUAACCAGAAUGAAAGUAUUCCUCCUGAUGAGGUACCAUCAAACCCUUCUCAUGAAAUUCCUAAUCGAAGAAAGCAAACACUUGGGGCUGUACACGGUAAAGGAAAAAAAUCAAGUUCAUGUAGAAAAUCAUCAAGAAAUACGUUAACUACUCAGAUUGAGAAAUUGUGUGAGAGUAUGGCUAGUCCAAGGAAGUCAGUGAAUGAAAUUAUAUUUCCUCACUCUCAAUAUACUAUUUCAAAUGCAAUGGAUGCUUUAUGUGCUUUGGGAGAUGAAAUUCCAAAAAAAGAUGAAUUGUACUAUUUUGCCACCAAAAUGUUCCAAAUACCGGUGAAACGAGAAGUGUUUUUGAACUUAGAUCCAGAUGAUAGGGUUUGGUGGCUUCGAUGUGAGUAUGCUGAACAAAAUCCAAUUGCAUCAUUUUCAUCCUUGGUAUCAACAUCCUCAUUUCCCUUCCAACCAUACCAUCAACCACCUCCACCAUAA